GUUAUUGUUUACUACACAAUGUCAUUCUAAUAGAAGUUUUAAGAUUUCCCCAUUUACAAACAUUACAAAAACAAGAAAGAAUCGAAAAUAAGGGGUUCUGCCAACGACGCUAAUAACGUUUUAAUUCAUUGGAUAGUCAUUUAGUUAAAAAAUUAAAACUUCCAACAGUGCAAAGCCUGGGCAGACUUCCAGGCUUUUUUAUAAUACAUUACAUCAACUGAAACCUACUGUAGCGGUGUUGGAUAGAACAUCUAUGUCUCAAAAUAAUCAUAAUUGAAGGUUUUUAUGUUCAGAAAAAUUACGAUAAAAUCUAUCGCUUUAAAAGUCUGAUGUCUAUUUUUACAUGUAAAGGAGUGAUGAGCCAAUGAACCGUAUUGCAUUAAAUUACUCAUACAUACUGUUUUACGCUUCCUUUUAUUGCUGCAAACCGAAAAACAAAUGUAAUAGCCAUUAAAGGUAAUCAUAAUACCAGUUACUUGAAGGUAAACCAAACGCAAGUCUUCCCUAUACUUAGCAAUGCUGACUGCAGUUCGUGUGCGCAUGCGCAGACGUGUCUGUCUACUCUGAGCAGGUCGCGAACUCUGACCUCCUGUAGCAGCACCGAGCCGUCGGAUUGUGAUUAUUUAUCAAAACAACACAGUAUUUGGAUAAUAUUACACGCUGUUAGGGUGAAUGUGUGGCCGAUGGGGCACAGGGUCUGAGACACACCUUUGAGAUUUUGGCAUCAUGGAGGGAGAAAGUCCCAGAAUUCAGCUGGUGUCUGCAGAUGGAGGCCUACAGAUUGUGUCAGACCAGCCGCUGGCUCCAAAAGUGCAGAUACUCACAGCCAUUGAUCAGGCUGGAGCUGGCAAACAGCAGUUCAUAUUAGCCAACCUGGACUACCCUAACCAGGACAAGCUGUUCAUAAAACAGGAGAACUCACCUGCCAAAGUCUUCUUAACCUCUGCAGACGGUUCAGGUGUCAAUCAACUGCUUUUCACAUCACCUGAGCUGACCGGACAGCAGAUACAGUUUGUGACAGACGGUUCAGAGCAGGGCACCGUAAAGGCUCCAGUGGAGUAUUGUGUAGUUUGUGGAGACAAAGCCUCAGGUCGACACUAUGGCGCAGUGAGUUGUGAGGGCUGUAAGGGUUUCUUCAAGCGCAGCAUCAGGAAGAAUCUGGUGUACACGUGUCGGGGGUCCGGAGAGUGUGUCAUUAACAAACAUCAUCGGAACCGAUGCCAGUACUGCAGACUGCAGCGUUGCAUGGCUCUCGGCAUGAAACAAGACUCUGUUCAGUGUGAGAGAAAGCCAGUGGAAGUGUCAAGAGAGAAGCCAGCCAACUGCGCGCCCUCCAUCGAAAAGAUCUACAUCCGCAAAAACCUCUGCAGCCCUCUCGCCGCCAUGCCAACGUUUGUUAGCGACAAAGAGACCCCCAGACCCACCAGUUUACUGGACUCCAACAUGCUCUUGAACAUCCAGCAGUCUCUAUCUAAACUUGACAAUACUGUUUUAAUCCCGUCUUCACCCGAUCAGAAUGAUUGCAGUCAGGGUGAUCUGGGAACCCUGGCCAACGUGGUCACAUCUCUCGGUCACCUCAGCAAAUGUCGUGAGGCGAUGGACAUCAGUACAGACCUAUCAGGGAUGGAGACCAUGAGCAACGAUGACAGCGUCAUGACCGACAUUCAGCGAGACGAGCACAAUGACGUCACACGGGCAUUAGACACGCUAACAAAAGUGCUUCAGCCGGAGGACGGCUGUGGGCAAGAUCCUCUCGACGGGAUUGUUGCUGUUAAAGUUGAUGACCAAACAACCGCCUUGCUGGAACUCGAAGGACCACUGCUUUCAGAUAUUCACGUGCCCUUUAAGCUAAUGAUGCCAACCCCCAUGCCAGACUUCUUAAAUCUGAACUACAUCUGUGAAUCAGCAUCUCGACUGCUUUUCCUCUCAAUGCAUUGGGCACGCUCCAUUCCUGCUUUCCAGGCCCUUGGCUCGGAGAACAGCAUUACCCUGAUGAAGGCCUGCUGGAAUGAAUUGUUUGCCUUAAGUCUGGCUCAGUGUUCACACAUAAUGAAUGUAGAGACCAUCCUUACGGCCAUAAUCAACCACUUGCAGACCAGUCUGGACGAAGAAAAACUUUCUCAAGAGAGGGCUAAGCAAGUCAUGGAGCACAUCUGGCGCAUGCAGGAGUUUUGUAACAGUAUGAACCGCAUGAGCCCUGACGCCUAUGAGUAUGCUUACCUCAAAGCCGUGGUGCUUUUCAGCCCAGAUCACUCUGGAGUGGAUGGCACUAUUCAAAUUGAACGCUUUCACGAGAAAGCUUACAUGGAACUGCAAGACUACGUGAGCAAAGUGUACCCAGAGGACACAUAUCGUCUAUCGAAGCUGUUAGUGCGUCUUCCUGCCCUGCGGUUGAUGAGCGCAGCUGUGACCGAAGAGCUCUUUUUCACCGGCCUCAUCGGGAAUGUUCAGAUCGACAGCAUCAUUCCCUACAUACUCAAAAUGGAGUCCACAGAUUACAAUAGCCAAUCACUUAGCACCAUCGAGUGAAUGAAGCCCUGCCCACAGCCACACAUCUCUUGAUGUCAAGAUGUCAUUGACUGAGAAACAGAACCCUGUCCGUUUACUCACUCAGACCCUCAGAGCCAAAACAGCAGUCUGUAUGAUAUAAUCAUAAGAACGAAUGCGGGCAUCAUUUUAUGACAUUGCUUUUUUAUUUUGUCAGUGUAUGGAAUGUGUCUUAUGGGUUUGUGUAUUACUGAUUAUGUGGGUAACAGCUACUUUUGCCGUUGGAUGUUUUGGCUUUUAUUUUAUUAUGUAGGCUACCUAUGUUUAGAAAAGUGUCUGUAAGACGCAAGAAGUGCAAGGCACUUGCCAUCCCAUCCCCCACACCCCCGCAAGCACUGACUUUCUCUGUAAGUAUAUGAAUUGUGUAUAUAGGAAUAAUAAAUGUCAAAUUAAGGGAA
Molecule: messenger RNA, 2945 nt
Organism: Triplophysa dalaica
Lineage: Eukaryota; Metazoa; Chordata; Actinopteri; Cypriniformes; Nemacheilidae
Gene: nr2c1
Product: nuclear receptor subfamily 2, group C, member 1
Exons: 14
Coding region: 727-2529 (600 amino acids)
Biological process (GO): negative regulation of transcription by RNA polymerase II; cell differentiation; anatomical structure development
Molecular function (GO): nuclear receptor activity; RNA polymerase II cis-regulatory region sequence-specific DNA binding; zinc ion binding
Source: RefSeq, a predicted model, not a curated record